AUGUCAACCUUGCAGCGCAAAAGAGGUCAUUUGAGGAUGCGCCUCACGAUGCUAAAAAACUUUUUAAUAAACACGCUGCCCACGCGGUUUCCCGAAGAUUAUGAAACAACACAAUCUAUCCCUCUGUUACUUCGGAUAGAAAUAGAAGGUCGCAUGCUCAAGACAAAUAAUAUAAUUAACGAAUUUUAUGAAGCUCAGGAUGCCAUCGAAGAGGCGGGCGAGGGCAUGGACGAUGUAGAGGAAUUAAAAAACCGUGAGGAAUUCGAAAACGAAUUUUUCGCAGUUAUGGCUCACGCACAAGAAAUAUUAUCGCGCGGACAAGCUAGGGAAUCUGCAAAUCAAAAUAUUCAAUCACAACAUAACGUUACAGGUAUGAUUCCUCCAUUUCAGGCUUCCAUUGUCUCGUCUAAGCCUCUUGGCGUAAAACUGCCUACUAUUAAGCUGCCAAAAUUCAACGGUGAAUUUGAAUCGUGGUUGGGAUUCCGUGACACCUUCAAAUCUCUAAUACACGAUAAUCACGCAAUUGGAGACGUACAGAAGUUUCAUUAUUUAAAGGCGUCGGUAGUGGGUGAAGCAGAGGAGGUUAUAGGGCUUUCUGACACAAAUUACGCAAUCGCAUGGAACGCGCUUCGAGAAAGGUAUGACAAUCAAAGGCAAUUAAUUCACAAUCACGUGAAAGCAUUGUACAAUAUACAGCCAAUCGCAAAGGAAUCAUCCGCAAAACUUUUAGCAAUCAUUGACGAAGUCACAAAGCAUUUACGUGCAUUAAAGAUUCUAAACGAGCCCACAGAGCAUUGGGAUUCUUUAGUAAUUUAUCAUAUUCACACGAAACUAGAUAGAAAUACUUCCAAUGAAUGGGAGAAACACAAAUUAGCCUUGAAAUCCAAGCCAUCGCUUACAGAUUUAAAUAGUUUUUUAAGAGAUCGCGCUCAGAUUGUAAAAAACAUGGAAUCGCAAUCUAAAUCGGAUAGUAAAGAUAUCAAAAUUGCGAAAGUCGCGACGGCCAAGUCCAAAUCUUUUCACUCUCAAAAAUCCGCAUGCGUAAUAUGUAAGGGAGAGCAUUACAUACAAAAUUGUAGCACAUUUCUAGAACUUACACUGUUAGAGAGAUUAAACAAGGCCAAAUUAACUAAGAUUUGUCUCAAUUGUUUAAGAAAGGGACACGCGACUAAAGAUUGUUUCUCGGGCUCCUGCAGAAAAUGUAACGCCAAACAUAAUACGCUGCUGCACUUUGACAAAAAUGAAAAUAGCGAUUCGAGCAAAGUUGUUAAAUCUAUGUGUGCGUCAUCUCGUAAUAAUAUCAAUGUCAUCUUAGCUACAGCUAUAACAACGUCUAAAGGACCCCAGGGAUCAAUACAAAUAAGAGCAACACUUGAUUCUUGUUCCCAAUCGAGUUUCAUAUCAAAUCGCUUGUGUGACGAGCUGGGUCUAAAGAAAAUUCCAGCAAAUCAUUACUUAGAUACUUUAAAUUGUAAAAGAUCUAUAAUUAAACAUACGUGCUCAGUAACUUUAUCGUCCCUACGCCGCGAUUUCGAGUUUCGAAUAAAUUGUCUAGUAUUAGAUGAAAUCGAACAGCAAAUGCCAGCUGAACCCAUUGAAUUGCAGCACUUAAAAUUUCCAAAGCAUUUACCUUUAGCAGACCCCUCAUUUCAUAUACCUGGCAAGGUCGAUCUGCUGAUCGGAGGCGAGUGGUUUUGGAGACUAUUAUGCAUAGGCAAUGUUAAAUCGUCUAGCAAUAUCGACAUGCAAUUAAAAAAAUUUUGGGAAUUGGAAUCAAUUGACGACAAGGUACAAACAAGCCAAGAAGAAAACAGUUGCGAACAACAUUUCAGUCAAACCCAUAAACGGGAUACGAACGGGCGUUUUAUAGUAUCAAUCCCAUUUAAAAUAGAUCCGAAACAACUCGGAGAAUCGCGAAGCGUCGCAGUACGGCGAUUAAUUUCAUUAGAGAAACGAUUUCUUAAAGACAAAUCCUUUAGGGUGAACUAUUGCGCAUUCAUGCGGGAAUAUGAAGCACUCGGUCACAUGACUAGUAUUCAGGAAACAUCGCAUGAUCACCCUACGUUUUACAUGCCGCACCACGGUGUGCUUCGGCCGACCAGUACGUCCACCAAGUUGCGCGUGGUAUUCGACGGUUCAUUAAAGUCAGACAGUGGAUUAUCGUUGAAUGACUGUCAAUACGUAGGUCCGGUCGUGCAAGACGAGCUCUUCUCCAUACUCAUUCGUUUUAGACAAUACCCGUAUGUUGUAUGCGCGGAUAUACAAAAAAUGUACCGCCAGAUACUUGUUUCCUCUAGCGAUCGUCCAUUACAGCGCAUACUUUGGCGAGCAGACCCAAAAGAGGAGAUAAAGGUUUGUGAAUUAAACACGUUAACGUACGGUACAUCGUCGGCAUCUUACUUGGCCAUUCGAUCGCUAAUGCAACUCGCAAAAGAGUGUGAACAAUCCCUGCCUGACGUCGCCAGGAUCAUUCGUACCGAUUUUUAUGUAGAUGAUCUGUUGACUAGUUUCAAUGAUAUUGAGGAAGCAAAAGUAGUUAUUCGAAAUUUGCGUGACGUGUUAACGUCAGGCUGCCUACCAUUAGCAAAAUGGGCUUCCAACGAAUCUUCAAUCAUAUCAGAUGUCGUAGGUAAGGAGGAUAAGUUAUCCAUAAUACCGCUGGGUGAAAACAAUGCGCAUAAACUCUAG
This is a messenger RNA of Trachymyrmex cornetzi, 2688 nucleotides long. RefSeq lists its product as uncharacterized. The coding region runs from base 1 to 2688 and encodes 895 amino acids. The record is from RefSeq and is a predicted model, not a curated record. NCBI's taxonomy places the organism in Eukaryota, Metazoa, Arthropoda, Insecta, Hymenoptera, Formicidae. The transcript is spliced from 2 exons. Gene Ontology annotation, molecular function: nucleic acid binding; zinc ion binding.